AUGGAAGACUACGAGCUGGACAGGUGGCCCGCCCUGAGGGAGCGCUUGUGCUCAGAUGGCUUCUCAUUUCCCGAGUACCACAUCAGAUCAUCUCAUCUGAGAAGGAUCCACAGAGCUACCCUCUGUGGUAGGCUGAAGAAGGUGGACUACCUUCUGAUCAGGGGAAGUGACAUCAAUGAGAGAGACAAGGAGAAAAGGACUGCCCUACAUUUGGCCUGUGCCACUGGCCAACCGGGCAUGGUAUCUCUCCUGGUGUCCAGAAGUUGUGAGCUUAACCUCUGCGACCGUGAAUUCAGAACACCUCUGAUCAAGGCAGUUCAGCUGAGGCAGGAAGCUUGUGCAACUAUUCUGCUGAAAAAUGGUGCCAAUCCAAAUAUUAUGGAUUUAUAUGGAAGGACUGCUGUACACUAUGCUGUGUAUAAUGAAGAUACAUCCAUGAUAGAAAAACUUCUUUUUUUUGGUGCAGAUAUUGAAGAAUGCAGCAAGGUAUAG
Rhinopithecus roxellana (golden snub-nosed monkey) is the source of this 492-nucleotide messenger RNA. Its product is annotated as ankyrin repeat domain-containing protein 36B-like. The transcript is spliced from 3 exons. Gene Ontology annotation, molecular function: protein binding. The record is from RefSeq and is a predicted model, not a curated record. Lineage: Eukaryota; Metazoa; Chordata; Mammalia; Primates; Cercopithecidae. Bases 1 to 492 code for a protein of 163 amino acids.